GAGACCUCCUGAUUGAACAUCCUGUGCUUAGGAAAUUAUAACGUUGGCACUAAAAAGGAAUUUGAAUCUCAGCCGAUUAAAGCAAAAAUUAAUGACAAAAACUGAAACGCGAGUAAGAUGCGCAGAAUUCGAGAGGAUUAGUGGCCCCCAAAAGCCAAUGGUUAAAAUUGACGCCUAUAUAGGAGCGACAAAUGUUGCAAUACUAUCUUCGAAGACUAACAUUCUAUCCAUAUAUUCCAUACCCCCUUAAUGACGAUAAAUUCAUACCGUUAUAAAAUCACUAAACUUAUUCUUCCCAUAAAUUAUUUAAAUAAUCUUUAAAUUAAAAUUUAAAAAUUUUUUUUAAUAUAGAUUUCAAAUUUUAAACUUGUUUAAUCGUAAAAAAGACAAUAAUUAAAUUAAAUUUAUUGAUUCAUUUUAUGGCCUUUAAAUUUUUUAUAUUUUCAGUCAGUCAAAAAAAUUCUUUUACACUAUAAAAAUAGUUAGACAAAUUAAAAUUAGAAAAUAGGAAAAAAUCAAUAUCCUAUCGCUAUAAUCAUCCUAGAACUACCGCAUAUACUUUGAUUAAAAUUUCUGGAUUCAUAUACCCUAUAAAUUACGAGUAAAAAAAUGACGAUAACCUUAUCCCCGUCUCCUAAAUCGAAUAAAAAAUCUUUACCUAUAAAUCAGAAAUCUAUAAUGAAUGGCAAAGACAGAGAAGAUAAAAAAAGUGGCUGUGGACCAGUCGGCAAAAGGAACCUACAUCAUAAAAAGAUGAUUUGUAAAGCCAUGUUGCUGGACGACUCUGUUGUGCCAUUUCAAGUUCUGCAUAAAUCCGUUGGUAAAAAUCUUUUAGACGAAGUCACUCAAAGUUUGAACUUGUUAGAAACGGAUUAUUUUGGACUGGAAUAUGCAGAUCAGGAAAGCAAUAAAUGCUGGGUAGAUAAUGAAAAAUUAAUAAUAAAUCAAGUAGACAUGUCACAUGAUGUCAUCUUUAAAUUUUGUGUCAAAUUUUACGCUCCAGAUCCAACUCAAUUAGAGGAAGAAUAUACACGAUAUUUGUAUUGCCUACAAUUAAAGAGAGAUUUAUCAGAUGGUACCAUGCCAUGUUCAGAUAGCACUUCUGCCCUUCUAGCUUCAUAUAUAGUUCAAGCUGAUUGUGGGGAUUAUUCUUUCGAAGAUUAUCCUGAUCACACUUACCUGUCCGGUAUCAAGUUUUUUCCGCAGCAAACGCCUCAACUUGAAAAAAUGAUUAUGGAAAAUCACAAAAAACACGCUGGUCAGACUCCUGCGGAAGCAGAUCUAAAUUUUUUGGAUAUCGCUCGAAGAGUUGAAAUGUAUGGAAUUAGGUUGCACCCUGCCCAGGAUCACGAGGGUGUAGGUUUAAAUCUAGCCGUCGCACAUACUGGUAUUUUAGUAUAUCAAAACAAUAUACGCAUAAAUACCUUUUCCUGGGUCAAGAUUCGAAAAUUGAGCUUUAAACGAAAAAAGUUUUUGAUUAAGCUUCACCCGGAAGAAUAUGGAUACUACAAAGACACCGUCGAAUUUUAUUUUAAUACACGAAAUCAAAGCAAAAACUUUUGGAAGAAAUGCAUCGAAUAUCACACGUUUUUCAGGGUUGCUAAUAAUUUUCCUGUAUCAAAUGAAAAGUUGACUAUUAGACAUAAGCGAACUAAAUUAUUUAGUAAAGGAUCCUCUUUCAGAUAUAGCGGAAGGACUCAAAAAGAAGUUAUUGCAUUUGUUAGAGAAAGCGUAAUUAAUAGACAACCAUUCACAAGAUCUUUAAGCUCACACCUUUCAAUAAAAAGUGUCAUAAGCCCAAGUAUAAUGGCUCAUACCAUUAUAUCACAAGCCCGGCCUCAAAUUUCCGUUUCCUCGCAGCUCGAGAGUGAUAAAAAAUAUAAUAUACCAGCAUUGCUUUCUGAUACAGCACCAUUUGGUUCGGUUGAAGCUCAGCUUAGUAAAACAUCAUCCACUAGUGGCAGCCGAAUGCUGGAUACCUCUGCAGAUGAUAUAUCCCCUACCCCUUUAACUAAUACAUUAAACUUCAACAAUUCAUCUCAAUCAUCACGCUUGGUGACAUCUCAAGUUCUUAGCCAAGAUUUAACAGUUGCGUCAUUACAAAAUAAAUUUAUGAUGAAGGAUUCGAAUAAAGCUACGAGUUUACAAUAUGUAGCAAAUGGUUUUAAAAUGGAUGAGAAUUAUCAUGUAUAUAGACCUAAAUCACGGUCUUUAACCACUAAUCAACACGGAGAGCUAGUUUUUUUGCCAUCACAAGUUUCUACAACAAUUUAUGAAAAUUUAUCACAUAAUCAAUAUUCAAAUCUAUAUGGGCCCAAUAUGGAAAAAAUUGCUAAAUUAGAAGAUGAUGAACCAUAUGAUUAUGAAAUAGAAAUGCUCAAAUAUCCUGAAAUGGCUGAAGACUUAUCUUACACAAGAAAAAGUAUGUCAAAAUCCCAUAAAUUAUACGAAGAGCAAGCAUCUAGACCAAUUAAUCAACGUGUGACUCAAGCAGAAUUGCUUAAUCAAUUUAUGCCACAUUUGAAAAAUAUCGAAGAUUACAAACAGUAUUCACAUCCACAAUUUACUUAUUCAUCCUCUGGCUCAAGCUCUAGAAUACAUUCGCAUCCUGCUCCUAGUAUAAAAUAUGAUCCGACUACAUUUUUAGAAGUUUAUAAUCACCCUGCUAAUAGAAGAUUACCACAACCACAUUCCACUGUAGAACGUUUAAUAACAUUUAAAGAUGGAAAAACUAAAAGCCAAUCUCAUCAAGCUCCUUAUUAUUAUUUAAGAGACUCAAAUGAGAGCAAAGAAGAAUCCGCCCCAGAAGAUUAUAAAAAAAGAUAUUUGCCCGAUCAUACAGUCAAGCAAUUAUCUAGGUUUAACACAAUCGAUCAGCCAUAUCCUUAUACGCAACCAUAUAAAUCAUUCAAUUCUUAUAUCGCUAAAGACGAAAAAGUUGAAAUUAAAACUCCGAAUGUAAUGGUUACCAAGAUAGUUGAAAAAGAUCAUAGUAACAGACGAUAUGAACGAGAUAGAAGAUACGAAUAUAAUAAUGUAUCUUAUGAUUUCGGUGAUAUUAAUGGUUUUCCUUUCUCCACCUUGUUGUCAGAAGGCUUAAAAGUAGAUACAAAAACUCCUAUAUUAAUCUACCCGUCACCGACAAGGAUCAGAAAAAUGGAAAAGAAAAAAAGUGAAAAAAAGAGCCAGCUUAUGGAUGAUAAAAAUAAAGAUAGGAAGACAUAUAUAAAAUUUAUGUCAAGCAAGGAUAAUGGAAUACCAUUUUCUUUUACAUCUUCCUCAUCUGAUUCUAAUUUAUCAAAGUCCUCAGAAUUAUCAAUUUCAUCUCCCUUAAGCCCACCCGUUUAUCCUACUCAAAUACAAAAAACAUCCUCAUCUUUUCACUCAAUUAGUAAACCCUCUGGGAUGAUGAGAGGCUUGAACAAUGUAAUGAUACAGGAACAACAACGCAAGCUACUUCAAGAUGAUAUUCCUUAUGUUUUACAUGUAAGACAUCGUUUCAAACAACCUCAUCACUCGAUUAAUACCAUAAACGAUCUUUUAAAACUUGGUGCAUUUGAUAAUAAAACAAAAAUGGAUCGUUCUAAAUCUAUGAUUCAAGCUCAUAAAUUUUUUAACAAUUAUCCAACUAGACAAAACUGUAGUCGACAAAGUAGUUCAGAGUCAUUUGGUUGUUAUGAUAUAAUGGCGCAAGAAAAUUUCGGAGAUUAUAAUUAUAUAACUAAAGAGUGUUCUAGUCAAAUAUCAAAUGGUGAUAUUUGGCAACAUCCACUAUAUUCCAAGGACAUUAUUUACGCUAGAUAUAACGAAUACCAAAACGAUAAUGAUAUGUCGCUUAAAGGUUUUUAUGCUAACAAAGUAGAUGGUGAUGGCAGGAAAAAUAAGUCUUCCAGCAUACCAAAUCUACCUUAUAGAAUGUCGCUCGUGUCUCCUGUUAAAAAUUCUCACUUGAGGUCAAAUAAUACACCAUCUCCUAUUUUGAAAACCAAAUUUACUCCAAAUACCAACAUAGUGACAAUUAACAAUCGUAAAGUAGGAGCCAGCCUAUCUCUUUCAGAAUUGCAUUCCUCUAAAAUGACUAUUCCUUUACCACUACAACAUAUGAGGCGGAGACACGGGACAGAAACCGAAAUUAACCUACUUCCUCACUUCGCUUUUGACCUCGUACGCCUUAAUCGGCUUCCAGCGAAAACUAGUUUCUCUAGCCUUGACCAUACUGGCGGAAGCAUUAAUGACCCUACCCUCCCCCCUCCACCUAAAACUUUAUUUACUCGUCACUUUACAUAUGAGGAAGACAAAGACAGCGAUGAGGAAGAACAAAGUCAAGAAGCGGCAAUACUUGCGGCUUUGGCGCGAUCAGAAACCAACGUGGCAGCUGGUGCCACUUGCGGUGCACAUAAUCAACGUCAGAUUCUUAGGCGUUCAGUUUCAAACCCUGCACCUCGAUUUGUAUAUAUAGAUGACUGCCACAUUGACAAUAAUUACUUUGAAGGAAGAGAAUUAAAUUGCAGUGUUGUUAAAAGUGAAGAUAUAAAUAAUGACGGUAAAAAAAAGAAAAAGAAGAAGGUAGUUCGGAAAAGACGACAGAGUCGAAGUGGAUCCCAAUCCCAUCGUGGGAUAUUACGUGAACCUCGCUAUGGUGCAAUAAACGACUUGAGGCGGCACUCACCUACUCUUCCCCCUUCCUUAUCAUCCUCAUCAUCUUCCUCUUCUACUCCGCCUCCCCAGGCCGCUGCUUCCAUAUCGAGGGAACUAAAAAGAAAUUCAAAAGUUUCUCCGGGCCCUAAUAAUUACUCAUCAUUAAAAGAUAAUACUUCUGUCACAGAGGGGGACGGUUACUCUGAUAUAACUAUUGUUUAAAUUAGCAUUGUAACUUCUCAUAAAAGAUGCUAAUCAAUAGAUUUUAAUAUAUCAUUUUCAUAUUUCCAGUUCCAGAUAAUAUGACAAAUGAAUUAUACACGACAGUUUACUUCGGCCUACAAUUUCAUCAAACUUAAAUAACUUAAAAUAUUUUAAGAUGCAAUCCAAAUAUUAUAUUAUGUUAAAAUUAAUGAUAUAUAUAUAUAUAUAUAGAUAUUUUAUAUAUUGAGAUAUACUGAUCUCAUAUUUUUAUAUUGAGUAAAUCUUAUAAAAUAUACUAUUUGCCUUGAUCUAACUUUUACAU
Gordionus sp. m RMFG-2023 is the source of this 5164-nucleotide messenger RNA. RefSeq lists its product as uncharacterized. Gene Ontology annotation, cellular component: cytoskeleton. Bases 610 to 4860 code for a protein of 1416 amino acids. Gene Ontology annotation, molecular function: cytoskeletal protein binding; guanyl-nucleotide exchange factor activity. The transcript is spliced from 13 exons. Lineage: Eukaryota; Metazoa; Nematomorpha; Gordioida; Chordodea; Parachordodidae. The record is from RefSeq and is a predicted model, not a curated record.